AAUGUCCGUAUCACGACCACUCAACUUGGCCAUUCUGUCGAUUCUCGUGGGGCUGUUGUACUUGAGUGCUUGCACGUGUGCACCGUCCGUCUCGGCUCACCAUUUGGGGCUCCGUUUAAAAAAGUGGUAUGAGUGGAACAAUGAUAUGGAAAUUACGAAGAAAUGGUACGACUGGCAAAACGUGCCCCAUGCACUUCAACAAAAACGGCAACCCUUUGAGACUUCAGACUAUAUCAUCGAAUAAAAUGCUAUCAAUCGUGUGUGUGGGUGGUGGUGAUCAGGAAGACGACUAAUUUAUUCUGAUUUUGUUAUAUCUUAAUUAUUUUUCUUUUUUUCUAAGAAUACCUAAUAUAUUUCUGUGAGAGGGCAUUUGCGCGAGCCACCAGAUAUUUAAUAAAAAUCUGAAUAUGUUGU
Molecule: messenger RNA, 414 nt
Organism: Caenorhabditis elegans
Lineage: Eukaryota; Metazoa; Nematoda; Chromadorea; Rhabditida; Rhabditidae
Gene: nlp-70
Exons: 2
Coding region: 2-244 (80 amino acids)
Source: RefSeq, marked reviewed